Messenger RNA from Caenorhabditis bovis, 525 nucleotides. The record is from the annotation of a GenBank genome assembly. NCBI's taxonomy places the organism in Eukaryota, Metazoa, Nematoda, Chromadorea, Rhabditida, Rhabditidae.
AUGGCGAGUAGACGGAGCACUCGCAACGUCGCAAGGGUUGAUUAUCGAUCAUUGCAUCUUGAGCUGGACUAUGACGAAAGUGCCAAAUAUGCGAGGAAAAGUAAAUUGAGUGAGGCUGCAAAGGAGAACUACAACACUGCAGUGGAAACGAAUUCCUCUAGCUCUCUCGAUUUAAACCAGAAUAACACGGAAGAACUCAGCGACGAUGAAUUUGGAGGGCAAGACACGCGAGAGGAAAAGCCAUCGAGUGCUCCUAAAACGCGUAAGAAGCGUAGACGGGUCAAACAAAAGAGCGUCGAGAAGCCGCCGAAGCGAGCGUACUACAAAGUCGAAGAGGCCACCGACGACGGCUCGUCAUCGGACUGGGAGCCCGAGCAGCGCCCUAAAAGACCACCAAACUGGAAAGGAGAGCGUUUGACGGGAGCUCCGCCAUCAAUGUACAUUCCAUGGCAAGGCUACUCCAACAGCAUCCAUGCCCCAAAGAAUCCGCCAAUGAAAUUGGCGGACUUGAAGAGUGAUAAGUAA